GACUUUGCGUCACGUGUUUCCGCCCAAGCUCGCUUGGACAGUGAGGUUGUCGAUACUGCAGUUGUUGUGGUGCAGUAAUGUCAAAGAUUUGUAUAACUAAACAUUCUGUUGUAAUGUUAUCCCUUUGGUGACUACUGCGGAUGGCUGUGUGUGCCAGGCUCUGCGGAGUGGGUCAGUCUCGGAGGUGCAGGCGGCGUCAGCGGCAUAAUCAACAGGAUCAGGGAAGCGACUCCGAUAUGGACGAGGAGGAAGGGGAGCGGAUUGUGGGUGAGACACAAUCCGUCACCGGCGGCCCGGAGAACUCUGCUGCGGCAGGGCCGAGUGUGGCCCAUGAAGCCGCUGCUGAAGCCACUGCUGACAGUGCAAGCACCGUACCACCGAACCCGCAGUCCCUGUUGGAUCUGCCCCCAGAGAUUUUAGUGGAAGUAUUCUCAUCUCUCCCGGGCACGGAGUUACCAAACCUGGCCCUCGUCUGCAAGAAAUUCAGGCAAAUUCUCAACACGGAAACCAUCUGGAGAAGGCGAUGCACGGAGGAGUUUGGAAUGAGGGAGGACCUGCGCAAGAUGGAGGUGGUGGGUGUGUCCAGUCGGGAGCUCUAUGCCAAACGUGUGAACCCUCGGGUGAAGUCUGGCCGCUUUAUGAAGCUCCUACCGGACUACGAGCACAUGGACUACAGGGACGUGUACAGGCACUUGCUGCACCCAUACAGACACAUCCUGGGUCUUUGGCAGCCUGACAUAGGCCCGUACGGAGGGCUGCUCAACGUGGUGGUUGACGGGCUUUUCAUCAUUGGCUGGAUGUACCUGCCCCCCCACGACCCUCGGGUCGAGGAUCCCAUGAGGAGGCGGCCACUCUUCCGCAUCCACAUGUGGGAGAGCAACAAGGUGGCGGUAGAGUGCAUGUACGGACGCAAGGGCCCUCACAAGGGGGACAUCCAAACUGGGAAGAAGGAUGAGUUCUCGACUAAGUGCAACCAGACAGAUCAUCACCGCAUGCCAGGGGGGAGGCAGGAGGAGUUCCGCACAUGGCUGGAGGAGGAGUGGGGGAGGACACUGGAGGACAUCUUCCAUGAGCAUAUGCAGGAGCUCAUUCUUAUGAAGUUCAUCUACACAAGCCAAUACGAUAAUUGCCUGACGUACCGGCGGAUCUACCUCCCCCCCCGGGUGCCCUCGGACCUGCUGCAGCCGGGCCUGUUUAAAGGCACCUAUGGCAGCCACGGCCUGGAGAUCGUCAUGCUCAGCUUUCAUGGGCCCUGCGCCAGGGCCACCAAGCUUACUGGGGACCCCAAUGUCCCAGCAGGCCAGCUAACGCUUGACGUGGACCUGAACCGGCCUGUGUGCCUGCCGGACCUGGUGCACCAGCGCAGCAUAGAAGAGCUGUCUCGCCUGGUGCUGGGGAUGCACGAGGAGGCGCAGCGGGAGGUGCAGAACCCAGACGUGGCCCCCCAGGGAGCUGCUUCAGAGGGGGCUGUGGCUGGUGGUGCUGGGGCAGCGGGGCUGGAGUCGGCUAUGGAAGCCCAGUCAGAGAGCCCCCAGCCUGGGCCCAGUAGCAGCAGCGCUUCCUCAGAGGCCCAGCCUUUCGUCCUGCCUCUGGGGGUCAUGACCCGCAAUGAGGUUUACCCCCGAACCUGCAAGAUGUGCUUUUACGGAACAGGCCUGAUUGCAGGCCACGGCUUCACAAGUCCGGAGCGCACACCGGGCCUGUUUGUCCUGUUCGAUGAAGACCACUUCGGCUUCAUCUGGCUAGAGCUCAAGUCGUUCAGCCUUUACAGCCGCCUGACGGACCGGCUGGCCCACGCCUAUGCCCCCGACAUGGAGCGCUUUGAGGCCAUGCUGCGCAACAUGCAGUCCUGGACAUCCUGAUGGGCCAGACAGACACAGGCUUACCUAGACCCCGUACACACAUCCCGAGUGUUGACCGCACCUGGAAAACAUUUGGGAACCUAGUUGUAACCUAUAACUAAGGCCCGUUGUUUUUUCCUGAUCAGGUUAUGUGGUUAGGCAAAACUCUUGGUCUUAAUUAUCACUCAUGUAUGUAUAUCUUUCCCCUAUAGAACCCCGAAAUGCUUACACACAGAAAAGCCCCAUAUUUACUACCCCUGUAGAAUCCCUCUCUACUGUACACAGCUUCACAAUCCCAGAUCACCUCCACACUGUCCCACACUUUUCUGGCCCUGGCCAGAAACAACCUUUUGCCCUACCCCCUAGGCACCUGAAGUAUCCUUGCUCCCUGUCCCAUGUUUCCCCUCUUCACCUCCACACGACAUCUGUAUCUCUGCUGCGGCAUGCCCAAAGGUCAUAUGAUAUGACAAAGGCUUCCUUAACAGCUGAUUGUUAUUAAUUUUUAAUCCAGAGAAGAGGAUUUUACUUUUCAUCCCACAAACCCCAGAACAAACGCUCUGUGCCUCUAGUUGUAAUGUAUACACCAUGUCUGUAUUGCCUAAUGCUACAGUGCCUUGCAAAGUAUUCAUCCCCCUAUUUUGUUGCAUUACAACCUUUAAUUUAAAAUUAUUUUUAUUUUGAUGUCAUAAUUGACAUGCAGAAAAUGGUCCAAAUUGGUGAAGUGAAAUGAAAAAAAUAAGUUAAAGAAAAUUCACAAAAAGUGGUGCGUGCAUAUGUAUUCAUCCACUUUGCUAUGAAUCCCAUAAAUAAGAUCUGGUGCAACCAAUUACCUUCAGAAGUCACAUAAUUAGUUAAAUAAAGUCCACCUGUGUGCAA
Messenger RNA from Oncorhynchus gorbuscha (pink salmon), 2717 nucleotides. It is a transcript of the gene fbxo31, whose product is annotated as F-box protein 31. Bases 141 to 1862 code for a protein of 573 amino acids. Gene Ontology annotation, molecular function: protein binding. The record is from RefSeq and is a predicted model, not a curated record. Lineage: Eukaryota; Metazoa; Chordata; Actinopteri; Salmoniformes; Salmonidae. The transcript has 10 exons.